AUGGACGACGAGGAGACGGACGUCCUGCUGGUUGUAGUGGAAGCAUUUGAGCGCCAGAAAAAAGAGCUACAGGAGGCGAGCCGCCACUACUUGACAGGUUGCUGCCAGGUGUUUUCGUCUUCGCUGUCCACCACACAGCGAAACUCCCAGUGCAAUCUGGAGUGCCUCACGUGCACCAUGGCUCCUGAAGAUAAAUACAAGGAUGUUUAA
Molecule: messenger RNA, 210 nt
Organism: Phytophthora nicotianae INRA-310
Lineage: Eukaryota; Oomycota; Peronosporomycetes; Peronosporales; Peronosporaceae
Exons: 2
Coding region: 1-210 (69 amino acids)
Source: RefSeq, a predicted model, not a curated record